GGGGCGCGCGAGCGAGCGAGCGGCCGCGCUUGCGCACUGGCCACCUCCCCUAGCGGCGAUCCGGGCUGCUGCCGCUCGCGCCUGGGCAGGACGCGGGGCGGGCGGGGGGAGGGGGGAGCGGCUUCGCUUCCAGCCCUGAGUAAGGCGGAGACCCGGGCUGGCGGGCGGAGCAGGAGGCACCGCACCUCGGCCAGAGGCUGCUGCCGCAGCUGCUGCCCUCGUCCCCGCCGCCGCCUCUCCAGUCCCUUCUGUGAUUACCCCUCCAGCUGUUGGGAACGGGCGAGAAAGAGGAGGAGGCGAGAAACUCCCACCGACCCACAGAGGGAGCAUGACUUCGGCAACUUCACCUAUCAUUUUAAAAUGGGACCCCAAAAGUUUGGAAAUCCGGACACUAACAGUGGAGAGGCUUUUGGAGCCACUUGUUACACAGGUGACGACCCUUGUCAACACAAGCAACAAAGGCCCAUCUGGUAAAAAGAAAGGGAGGUCAAAGAAAGCCCAUGUACUGGCUGCAUCUGUAGAGCAAGCCACUCAAAACUUCCUGGAUAAGGGUGAACAGAUAGCUAAGGAGAGUCAAGAUCUCAAAGAAGAAUUGGUCGCUGCGGUAGAGGAUGUACGCAAACAAGGUGAGACAAUGCGCAUCGCCUCUUCAGAGUUUGCUGAUGACCCGUGCUCAUCGGUGAAGCGUGGCACCAUGGUGCGGGCAGCGAGGGCUUUGCUCUCAGCUGUAACACGCUUACUCAUCCUGGCGGACAUGGCAGAUGUCAUGAGACUUUUAUCUCAUCUGAAAAUUGUGGAAGAGGCCCUGGAAGCUGUCAAAAAUGCUACUAAUGAGCAAGACCUUGCAAAUCGCUUUAAAGAGUUUGGGAAAGAAAUGGUGAAACUUAACUAUGUAGCAGCAAGAAGACAACAGGAGCUGAAGGACCCCCACUGCCGGGAUGAGAUGGCUGCUGCCCGAGGGGCUCUGAAGAAGAAUGCCACAAUGCUGUACACGGCCUCCCAAGCCUUUCUCCGCCACCCGGAUGUUGCUGCCACAAGAGCCAACCGAGAUUAUGUGUUCAAACAAGUCCAGGAGGCCAUUGCUGGCAUCUCCAAUGCUGCCCAGGCUACCUCGCCCACUGAUGAAGCCAAAGGCCACACGGGCAUCGGCGAGCUGGCUGCAGCUCUGAACGAGUUCGAUAAUAAGAUAAUCCUGGACCCCAUGACGUUCAGCGAGGCCAGGUUCCGGCCGUCGCUCGAGGAGAGACUGGAGAGCAUCAUCAGCGGCGCGGCACUCAUGGCCGACUCGUCCUGCACGCGCGACGACCGGCGCGAGAGGAUCGUGGCCGAGUGCAACGCCGUCCGGCAGGCGCUCCAGGACCUGCUCAGCGAGUACAUGAACAACACUGGAAGAAAAGAAAAAGGAGAUCCUCUAAACAUUGCAAUUGAUAAGAUGACCAAGAAAACAAGAGACCUAAGGAGACAGCUUCGGAAAGCAGUGAUGGAUCACAUAUCUGAUUCUUUCUUGGAAACCAAUGUCCCUUUGCUAGUUCUCAUUGAGGCUGCAAAGAGUGGGAAUGAGAAGGAAGUGAAGGAAUAUGCCCAGGUUUUCCGUGAGCAUGCCAACAAGCUGGUGGAGGUUGCCAACUUAGCCUGUUCCAUUUCCAACAAUGAGGAAGGGGUAAAAUUAGUCCGGAUGGCAGCCACCCAGAUUGACAGCCUGUGUCCCCAGGUCAUCAAUGCUGCUCUCACACUGGCUGCCCGACCACAGAGCAAAGUUGCUCAGGACAACAUGGAUGUCUUCAAAGACCAGUGGGAGAAGCAGGUCCGAGUGCUGACAGAAGCCGUGGAUGACAUCACCUCAGUGGAUGACUUCCUUUCUGUCUCAGAGAAUCACAUCUUGGAGGAUGUGAACAAGUGUGUGAUAGCCCUCCAAGAAGGGGACGUAGACACCCUGGACCGGACUGCAGGGGCCAUCAGGGGCCGGGCAGCUCGAGUGAUACACAUCAUUAAUGCUGAGAUGGAGAAUUAUGAAGCUGGUGUUUAUACUGAGAAGGUUCUGGAAGCUACAAAAUUGCUCUCUGAGACAGUGAUGCCACGCUUUGCCGAGCAAGUAGAGGUUGCUAUUGAAGCCUUGAGUGCCAACGUCCCUCAACCAUUUGAAGAGAAUGAGUUCAUUGAUGCCUCUCGCCUAGUGUAUGAUGGUGUUCGAGACAUCAGAAAAGCUGUGCUGAUGAUCAGGACCCCAGAAGAACUAGAGGAUGAUUCUGACUUUGAGCAGGAAGAUUACGAUGUGCGCAGCCGGACAAGUGUUCAGACUGAGGACGACCAGCUCAUUGCGGGACAGAGUGCACGGGCCAUCAUGGCGCAACUACCGCAGGAGGAGAAGGCAAAAAUAGCUGAGCAGGUGGAGAUAUUCCACCAAGAGAAAAGCAAGCUGGAUGCCGAAGUGGCCAAAUGGGAUGACAGCGGCAAUGAUAUAAUUGUGCUGGCCAAGCAGAUGUGUAUGAUCAUGAUGGAAAUGACAGACUUCACAAGAGGCAAAGGCCCAUUGAAAAAUACAUCUGAUGUUAUUAAUGCUGCCAAGAAAAUUGCUGAAGCAGGUUCUCGAAUGGACAAAUUAGCUCGCGCUGUAGCCGAUCAGUGUCCUGAUUCAGCAUGUAAGCAGGAUUUAUUAGCCUACCUUCAACGAAUUGCCUUGUAUUGCCAUCAGCUUAAUAUCUGCAGCAAGGUGAAGGCAGAAGUACAGAAUCUGGGAGGAGAGCUCAUUGUGUCAGGGACAGGAGUUCAGAGCACUUUCACUACCUUUUAUGAGGUAGAUUGUGAUGUCAUAGAUGGGGGCAGGGCUAGUCAACUUUCUACCCACCUCCCAACCUGUGCUGAGGGAGCUCCGAUCGGGAGUGGAAGCAGUGAUUCCUCCAUGGUUUAUUCACAGGAUUCCUGCAUCAGGCUGGGAGAGCAAAGGGGUUCUGAAGAAGAGACAGGCUAUCAUAUUUUUGCUGCAGAAUUAGACACCAUCUAUCUGAAAAUGGAAUCUGUGCUGGACAGUGCCACAUCACUCAUCCAGGCAGCUAAAAACCUGAUGAAUGCUGUUGUCCUUACGGUGAAAGCAUCCUAUGUGGCCUCAACCAAAUACCAGAAGGUCUAUGGGACAGCAGCUGUCAACUCACCGGUUGUGUCUUGGAAGAUGAAGGCUCCAGAGAAGAAGCCCCUUGUGAAGAGAGAAAAGCCUGAAGAAUUCCAGACACGAGUUAGACGAGGUUCCCAGAAGAAACACAUUUCGCCUGUACAGGCUUUAAGUGAAUUCAAAGCAAUGGAUUCAUUCUAGGACGAUAGGCUUUAAUAAGAAAGCUUUUUUUUUUUCCUUUUCUUUUUAAUUCCAUUUUUUGUAUGCAUACCUGCCGACUCGUAUGCCUCUGGCAUGGGGAAAUUAAGGGAGCAGUGUCUGUUUGCAUGUGAGAUGAGAUGUGAUCAAUACUACUGAUUCAUCAGUAGCUGGGGAGGGAACAGGGAAUUCCUGUCCUGAGGUGGCACAGAACUGUCCUUUGCAACAUUCUCAUAAAAUUGGGCUAAGAGUUCGCAUCGCAAUGUUUAUGGGAGUGGGAGGGAUGGGGAAAAUAAACUUAAUUCUACAAAAGCAAACUCUAAUGCAUGCAAGAAUCAUUAGGUUGGCAGGUAUCUUAAUAAGUGAAAAAUCUGGAAGUGUAAUGGUAGAACAUAAAGCUUGUAUUGCUUCUGUUUCAGUGCAAAAAUGUACUAGCCAAUAAGCUGAAGUGUGUGGCCCACAAAUUGAACAAUAUAACUUUGAAGUCAUAUCCAUGAUAUUAAGUGGAUUUUUUACUAAGGAAAAACUAACUCAUCCAACCAAAAUGUUUCUUUUAAUCUGUAUUCUAUUCUUUCUCUUGUAGUAGUGCCAUUACUAGUGCUCAUAUUUUCAAUUUUCCCCCUUUACUGAAAAUAAACACUUAUUUGAGACAAUUAUAAUCCUUCUGGGGGCACUGGAAGCACAAUAUGGUGAUCCAUAUUUUACUUUAAAAAAAUUUGAACUAUGAUUUUGCUAGAAAUAGGAGACCCAGUGAUGGAAUGAUAGAAGAAUGGAAACUGACAAUGUGUGAAGGUUUAGAGGCAAAUACAUAGGUGUAGCUCAGAGUGCUGGUAUCUAAAUAUGCCAUUGUAUCCACUAACUCAAAAUAAACACAUAUAAUCUGGAAAUUUGACAAAUGCUUCUUUUUUUAAAAAAUGCAUACUUAAUGAAAGAUAAGAGCAUCUUUUUGAAAAUCGGUUAAAAAAUGCUUUUUUAGAGAUUGGGGAUAAAAUUGGUGAUAUCUCUGGGUCAUCUUUGGAGCCCAGAAAUUACUUUUGAUUUAUUUCAUAUUUUUCCAUUUGUUUUUAUUCACUUUCAAACAAUCUAAAAUGAUAAAGUCAUGUAUUAGUCUUACCUGGGCCAUGUUCAGCCCUGGCUAGACUUAAGAUAAUGUGUUCUCAGAAACUGAAUAAAAAAAAAAAAUUCUAGGGGGACUCAUUAAUUUCAAAAUAUUUUCUCUCCAAAUUGUGAAAAGAAGGCCUCUGUCCCAUUACUCAGAAGUAGGCUGUAGUCUUUCAACUAUGGCUUGAAGAGAAAAAGUCCCCAAAUGUUCAUCUGAGUGCCCAAAACUCCUAUCAUUUGACUUAUCCCUACAGGUUAGCAUGUUACAGUAUGUCUCCAGAAGAUUUCUGGUAAAAUAAUAUGUGUUUCUUAGCAAUAUGAUAAUGCGUUGGGAGUCAUAGACCCCUAGGCUAUAUUAGUUUAGGUGAAAGGUCCCAAAGAGAAGAGACCUUGGAGUUGAGGAAAGAGAAAAGCUUGGUCAACACUGUAUUUAGAUAUGGUUCUACUCCUCAUCUGGACUCAGAAUGAUCUAUCAAUAGAGGACUCACCAUCAAUGGUGUAGACGAAUUUUCAACACUAUUAUACAACCAUUUCAAUUAGACUGCCCCUUUAAUUUGCAUACACAUUGAUACUCAUUCUUCCAGAUAUUUAUGGAAUGACUUCUUGGAGCCAGGUCCUAAGCUGAACAUAACACCCAGUGAACUUAUUGGCAACCUUCCUUAUUAAGACUUGAGUAUGGCAUAAUUCUCUGGGUUUGUGCACUAUUCUAUGAUUUAAUGGGUUGAAGGAAUUAAGUAUUCUUCAGACCAGCCAAGAAACUUGAAAACUCCUUGAGAAAUCCUAAAACAUAUUCAGCAGGCAUAGAGGAGCAUGUAGAGAAUGCCUUUGACUUUGCUCUAUAAAUUCUAAAUGUUUUAGUACAUGCUUAUGAACAAUGCUUAUGUGUGUGUUUUCUGGAAAUCAGUCCUUGCUUUUUAUCACUAUCCACUAUUGUUCUUAUGAUCAAAGAGAAUAACUACUCAGAAAGAUAAUUAAAUAUAGACACUCUGCUGAGAGCACUACAGCAAUGAAAAGGCUUAUUGUUUGUUUCCUGUCCUUAAGAAAAUAAGUCUAGUCGAAAUGAUGAGGACAGAAAAGAGAUAAGUAAAUAUGCCAAGAAAGCACAAUGUGCCAAAUGAAUGGGAUAAAGUGAUAACUACUCUGUGAGACUAAAGAAGUCAGAACACAUUAAGGACUGAAUUAUUUGGGGAAGGAUUAAUAGAAGAGGUAGGAUUUGGAAAUGAGUAAACAGUAAAUAUAUUCUAAAUGAGUGAAAGAUAGAAAUUAAUAAAUUUGGUAAGGGAGAUGACUGGGGUGGGCCUUCAAGCAAAAAGAACAGCAUACUUCAAGGUCUGGCAACAAGUGCAGUUGCAGGGAACAUGAGUUUCAUGAUGGGGACUAGUGGGAAAUCAAUGUGGAGAUGUGGUAUGAGGCUAAACUGUAGAGGGUCAUGAAGGAAUGUGACCAUUUUCCAAUAGGUAAUAUGGAAUUUUAAAUGGGAUGGUGAUACAGACAAAGCAGUGCCUUCAUAAGAUAUAGCUGAUAAUAUGGGGGGAUGUGAAGGCUGAAAGGCACUGAGGUUAGUUAGAUGGGACAAAUGUGAUAGAACCAUAAGAAGGAUUUGCAGUUAUUUGUUGAAUAACUAGAUUUGAGGUAAGAGAAUAAUUAAAGUAUAUAAUUUAUUAAGGAAGAUUAAAGAGUCAGAAAACUGAAAAUUAUCUACAAAGGAUAAACAUGGAUUAGAAAAAAAGCUGAAUAUAUAGUAUAUUUGAGAAAACACAGUUGGUAAUUAAUCCCAAGCAAAUGGAGUUACUUGGGUUAUUUCCUGCAGUAGUAGCAUUUUGGGAUGCAUGAGAAUGGAUGUUCCUGAUGGGAGGGAAUUAAAUAAAUUUCAAUUUCCUUUGACUCUCUGUGCUAAGACUGAUGGUUCAAAAGACAAAAUCUUUAUAUUCUCAAGGACUUAAACUAUCCAGGGAAACAUGGAUUAUCUAUAGAUCUGUAGUUUCUUUUCAUUAAAUAUUCAAGAAUAUGAAGUCAACU
Zalophus californianus (California sea lion) is the source of this 6424-nucleotide messenger RNA. RefSeq names its product catenin alpha 2 (gene CTNNA2). Gene Ontology annotation, molecular function: beta-catenin binding; structural molecule activity; actin filament binding. Bases 329 to 3307 code for a protein of 992 amino acids. The transcript has 20 exons. Gene Ontology annotation, cellular component: adherens junction; actin cytoskeleton; catenin complex. Gene Ontology annotation, biological process: cell-cell adhesion; cell migration. The record is from RefSeq and is a predicted model, not a curated record. Lineage: Eukaryota; Metazoa; Chordata; Mammalia; Carnivora; Otariidae.